This is a messenger RNA of Cavia porcellus (domestic guinea pig), 2303 nucleotides long. RefSeq lists its product as uncharacterized. The record is from RefSeq and is a predicted model, not a curated record. Bases 1 to 771 code for a protein of 256 amino acids. The transcript is spliced from 4 exons. NCBI's taxonomy places the organism in Eukaryota, Metazoa, Chordata, Mammalia, Rodentia, Caviidae.
AUGAUGGUCACUCUUCUAAUACUGGAGAGCGCCCGGCGCCGAGACCAGAGACACCGGCGGAGCUGCCCUAGGCGGGCGCACCCACGCCUACGUUCGUCCGGGACGCCGCGCUCGCCGUCCAGCCGCGCUUCCCUCACACCUGCUGGCAUGCGUGUGGGCGCCCGCGCAGGGUCUGUAGGGGCCCGUGGGCGCGCGUGUGUGUGCGCUCGGCCCGGAGCGCGGCCGUCUGCUGAGGGUGUUUGUGUGCUCGCGCGUUGGGUGCUCGGCCCCGGGGAGCGACGGCGGGAGCCUGACUCCGCGCGCCCGGCCGGCUCAGGCGGGACUUGCGCCGCAGCCGCCACCGCCUCGCGUCCCCUGAGGGCCGCUGUCGUGCUGCGGAGAGCGCCGGGGCGGGCGGGCGGACGCCGCGGGGGCUGCGAGCGGCUGGUUGGCUGGGUUCUUAAAAUGAAGAAGUUUAAUUUCCGAAAAAAUUUGGAUGGCUUGACUGCCUCCUCACCGGGCAGUGGCAGCAGCAGUGGCAGUAACAGCGGUGGGACUGGUAGUGGUCCCUUGCAUCCAGGAGGGACAGCUGGAGUUCUGAGAGAGGAGAUUCAGGAAACCUUGACUUCAGAAUAUUUCCAGAUUUGUAAGCUACAAUCCUAUUGGUUGAUGCCAAUCACAUCCAAGGUGGAUCUGCUCCCCCCAGCUUGCUGUCCUUUACAUCAAACAUCCACGGACACUACAAAAACUGUUUUACAAAUCCCUAGAUGUUUAUUUUUAUAUUUUUAUUAGUACAUAGUUGCAGCACAUAAUGUUUACAUUUUUAUGUGGAGCUGAUAAUCCAUUCAAGUCCAUAUAUCAUGAUUAAUGAUCACAGUAACUUAAUAUGUAUUUAAAUUUAAAAUUAUUCUGAUAAUUUUAUUUGGUGUGUAACUAUCUUUCAAUAAUAUCAAUCUCAGUAAAAUAUCUUGAUAAAAUGAAGUAAAGGAGCCAUUUAGGAAAAAAAUUGAGUAGUUUUCUGAUAUAGUAAUAAUAUUUUUAUUUCACAUGUGAGACUGAGAUGGGCAUAAUGGUACAUUCCUCUAACACCAGCACUGAGGAGGCUGAGGCAAGAUAAUUGAAAUAAGCCACAGUGACACCACUGGACUAUGUAACAAGUUCUGGGCUAUAUACUCUGUUUCACAAAACAAAACAAAACAAAACAAAACUGAGACUUUGUCAUCAUUUGAUGAAUUAUAUCUGAAAGGCUGAGGUUAAAUGUAAUGUGCAAUAUAUCAUAAUAUUUCUAGAAAAUUGAAAUGACUGACAUAUAUCUUGAAGUAUUAUUUAUAGUAAAGAAGAAAUUUAUUUGUCUCUGUCUUUCUGUCUCUAUCUCUCUUGUGUGCACUCUCUACCCAAAUCACAUAUGCUACUAUUAUUUUAAUAGCUUAGUGUCUAAAAUAAAAAUCAUCCGAUCUUCUAAACUUUUCAAAGCGUGUAGUCUUGUAAGUAGCUAUAGGUCUUAUUUUAAAUUUGAACUAUACUCUUUUAGUUAAAAUUUUAAUAGUGAACAGUUAAAAAUAGCUUGCUGUAUCCAUGUCACUAAAUGUCCUUCAAAAUAUGAAAUAAAGUGAUAUUUGUUCUAUCUAAAUGACAUUUGCCAAGACCUGUGAAGAAACAUUUGCAUUACAUACCAAAAACUUUUUAUUAAGAAAAUAAUUUUAAAGAAAAAAGUUACUAUAGAAAUGUGUAUCAAUGAUAUUGUUGUUUGCUAUGUUAAAAAAAGAAACUGUCCUUCCCUAAUAUUUCUUCUUUUCAUUGGUUGGAAAUUCUCCUAUCUAUUGGAAUCACAUCUUGUCUUAGUAUCAAGCAUAAAGUAUCUUAUAGGAACACUUAUGUUUGGAAAGCCAUCAAUUUUAUAAAACACAUUUUAAACUUAGAGAAUGCAUCUAUUCCAAAUGGCAGGCAGAGGAUGUACAUCUGAGGAUGUACGAUAGGAUGAAGUCAUUUUUCAAAGAAAAGGUGAUCUAUAAAGUAGUAAUGGGUUGACCCAACAGAGAUCAAACCAGGAUGACUAUAGGAUGACUUGUAAGUUGGGAACGAUUUGGUGUAUGAAGUGAUCUUCAAAGUACGUUUGCAACUGAUGAAAUUAGAGUAUGAAGUCACAUGCAUGGUCCUCCUGCUUACCUGUGUCCUACCUGCCAUUUGAUCUUACUAAAACUGCAAUCUUGUUAAUUGCAAUGUCUUCUCAUAUCAAUAGGAGCUAUAAAUGCCUAUGCUUAUACUUUAAAUUUUAUUGUAAACAUAAAAAGAAAUAACUAAUUAAAAAUUAGAUGUUACUCAAA